UCUGACUUGCGCAUAAAUCAGGUCAUGAGCUCUCUGAUCACCCUCCAAAUACGCAUGCAUCAAAAUCCUGGAAAACUCGAUAUACUAGAAGAGGCUUCAUUGUUGAGCCCCAAGGUGAUGCGAGCCACACAAGGGUGCACCAAGGGCUUAAAUGGUGCUGUUGGUUUAGCCUGUUCCGACUCAUUCAGUAAGCUUGUUAUCUCCCCUUUGGCGCAUGCUGAAAUCUGCCAAACAAUAGAACAAAGCAAUGGAUGUACUUCUACUCACUGUCUUUUUCUCUACCUUUAUUUGGGCUGUGACCUUUUUCCCGGGAAGAGGUUUAAAAACUUCAAUCAACAGUGGUCAGGGUUGAACCCCAACCUGUUAUUUGGGAAGGGCUCAAAGUACUACUAA
Molecule: messenger RNA, 393 nt
Organism: Ilex paraguariensis (yerba mate)
Lineage: Eukaryota; Viridiplantae; Streptophyta; Magnoliopsida; Aquifoliales; Aquifoliaceae
Source: the annotation of a GenBank genome assembly